AUGAGAAGCUUCCUGCGGACCCUACGAGCCUUCUACUCCAAGCCGACCACAUCUCGUCCCCGGACUCUAACACCUAAUUCCCUAUCCUUCGCAGCCCGCACCAUGGCCACCUCCACCGCGCCCGUCCUCAAGCAGCCUAUCAAGCUAGCCUGCAUCCAGCUCGCCAGCGGCCUCGACAAGACGGCCAACCUAGCCCACGCGCGGGACAAGGUCGUCGAGGCCGCGCAAGCAGGCGCUAAACUCAUCGUAUUGCCAGAAUGCUUCAACUCGCCCUACGGCACCAAUUACUUCCCGCAGUACGCCGAGACCCUCCUCCCCGGCCCCCCGUCCCCCGACCAGUCCCCCUCGUACCACGCGCUCUCCGCCAUGGCCGCCGAGACCGGCGCCUUCCUCGUCGGCGGGUCCAUCCCCGAGGCGGAUCCGGACCCCAGCACGAAUAAGUACUACAACACGUCUCUGGUAUUCGGGCCCGACGGCGCGCUGCUAGCGAGCCAUCGCAAAGUACAUCUCUUCGACAUCGACAUCCCGGGGAAAAUCACCUUCCGCGAGAGCGAGGUGCUGUUCCCGGGGAACAAAGUGACCAUUGUAGACCUCCCCGGGUACGGCAAGAUCGCCGUGGCUAUAUGCUACGACAUCCGGUUCCCCGAGCUAGCGACGCUGGCCGCGCGCCGCGGCGCCUUCGCCCUGGUAUACCCCGGCGCGUUCAACCUGACGACGGGCCCGCUGCACUGGCGGCUGCUGGGCCAGGCGCGCGCCGUGGACAACCAGGUAUACGUGGCGCUGUGCAGUCCGGCGCGGGACCUGGAUGCGGCGUACCACGCGUACGGGCACAGCUUGGUCGUCGAUCCGAUGGCGCGGGUGCUGGUCGAGGCGCGGGAGAAGGAGGAGGUUGUGUAUUGGGAGUUGGACGGCGAGAAGAUCCAGGAGACUAGGCGGAAUAUCCCGCUCGCGACGCAGCGGCGGUUCGAUGUUUACCCGGAUAUUAAUGAGGGCAAGAUUAGUUUUGAGGAGCCGAAUCCGCCCAAGUGA
Daldinia loculata is the source of this 1029-nucleotide messenger RNA. RefSeq names its product carbon-nitrogen hydrolase. Gene Ontology annotation, molecular function: omega-amidase activity. The transcript has a single exon. Gene Ontology annotation, cellular component: mitochondrion. Gene Ontology annotation, biological process: oxaloacetate metabolic process; L-glutamine metabolic process. The coding region runs from base 1 to 1029 and encodes 342 amino acids. NCBI's taxonomy places the organism in Eukaryota, Fungi, Ascomycota, Sordariomycetes, Xylariales, Hypoxylaceae. The record is from RefSeq and is a predicted model, not a curated record.